GCUUAAUCAUUUUUCGAAUGCAUUUACAGUCAGUGCCGUGUACCACUUUCAAACAUUUCCAUUGUCAAUUAUUGCUUCUCAUGCAUGGUAAAUGUUGUAAUCUUAAAUUAUAAUAUUAGCUGAAUGAAAUAAAAUAAAUACAUCAACAAAAUCUACGAAAUUUCUGAUAAUCCUUUUGAAAUAUGGAUCGUUUAUUAAGAUUGGGUGGUGGUAUUCCUUUGGGACAAGGAUCUGCUCCAGCUGCCGAUACUCCUGUUGUUGAUACUGCUGAACAAGUUUAUGUAUCAUCAUUGGCUUUGUUAAAAAUGUUGAAACACGGACGUGCUGGAGUUCCUAUGGAAGUUAUGGGCUUAAUGUUGGGUGAAUUUGUGGAUGAUUAUACAGUCCGAGUAAUUGAUGUAUUUGCUAUGCCUCAAACGGGAACUGGUGUAAGUGUUGAGGCUGUAGACCCAGUUUUCCAAGCAAAGAUGUUAGAUAUGUUGAAACAAACUGGUAGACCUGAAAUGGUUGUUGGAUGGUACCAUUCACAUCCUGGAUUUGGUUGCUGGUUGUCUGGUGUAGAUAUCAAUACACAACAAAGUUUUGAAGCUCUUUCUGAAAGAGCUGUUGCUGUUGUAGUUGACCCAAUUCAGAGCGUCAAAGGAAAAGUUGUGAUAGAUGCUUUCCGUUUAAUAAACCCCAAUAUGAUGGUACUUGGUCAAGAGCCCAGACAAACUACUAGCAAUUUAGGACAUCUGCAAAAACCAUCAGUUCAAGCUUUAAUUCAUGGUCUUAAUCGUCAUUAUUAUUCAAUUUCAAUAAACUAUCGCAAAAAUGAACUUGAACAAAAAAUGUUAUUGAAUUUGCAUAAAAAAUCGUGGAUGGAUGGAAUGGCUCUGGAAGAUUAUGAAAAACAUUGUGAUAUCAACCGAAGUACAGUUAAAGACAUGCUAGAAUUAGCUAAGAGUUAUAACAAAGCACUGGAAGAAGAAGAUAAAAUGACACCAGAACAAUUGGCUAUUAAAAAUGUUGGCAAACAAGAUCCUAAGAGGCAUUUGGAAGAAAAAGUUGAUAAUUUAAUGUCUGCAAAUAUUGUUCAAUGCUUAGGUUCCAUGUUGGAUACUGUAGUGUUUAAAUAAAAUUUCUCAUCAAAUUCAA
This is a messenger RNA of Sipha flava (yellow sugarcane aphid), 1137 nucleotides long. It is a transcript of the gene Rpn11, whose product is annotated as 26S proteasome non-ATPase regulatory subunit 14. The transcript has 6 exons. NCBI's taxonomy places the organism in Eukaryota, Metazoa, Arthropoda, Insecta, Hemiptera, Aphididae. Bases 183 to 1118 code for a protein of 311 amino acids. Gene Ontology annotation, biological process: protein deubiquitination; proteasome-mediated ubiquitin-dependent protein catabolic process. The record is from RefSeq and is a predicted model, not a curated record. Gene Ontology annotation, cellular component: proteasome regulatory particle, lid subcomplex. Gene Ontology annotation, molecular function: protein binding; metallopeptidase activity; proteasome binding.